ACAGGGAAGGCUCUGCCUCCAGAGGCCACACCCUAUGUCUCCUGCCCCUUCAGACAGACUCUGUACUCUGUCCAUAGGCACAGUUGCAGCCUCCAGGAGGAAAUGCCAUGACCUUCACCUUCACAGCCCUGCUCUGUCUGGGACUGGCUCUGGGCCUUGGGACACCAGUGCUGGCAGGAUCUCUCCAUAAGCCUGUCCUAAGAGUACAGCCAGACUCCGUAGUCCCUGAGAAGACGGCAGUGACCUUCUUGUGUGAGGGGACUAAUAGAGCCAUACAGUACUUCCUGUAUACCGAUGGGGACACACAUUUAACACAGAGAAAGGCUACACUGAAUGCUAAGAACAAGGCUGAGUUUGUGAUCUCAAAAGUAAGCCAGAAUGACGCAGGGCGAUACCAAUGUUGCUCUCAGAUCAGUGAGGGAAGGGCAGAGUGCAGUGACUCCCUGGUGUUGGCAGUGACAGGGGCCUACAGUAAACCGUUCCUGUUGGGCCAGCCCAGCCCUGUGGUGACUGAAGGAAUGAAUGUCACCCUCCAGUGUGCCUCAAGUCAACAUUACAAAUUUGUUCUGACUAAGGAAGGACCACAGAAGCACUCAUGGACUCUGAGUUCACAGUAUAACCACUAUACUGGGCAGUACUACGCCCUUCACUCUGUGGGCCCUGUGACCUCCAGCCAAAGGUGGACAUACAGAUGCUACAGCUUUGACAGUUACAGGCCAAUGGUGUGGUCAGAACCUAGUGAGCCCCUGGAGCUCCUGUUCUCAGGGUCCCUCCACAAACCCACCCUCAGGGCUGAGCCAGGCCCUGUCAUCGCCUCAGGAAGAUCCAUGAACAUCUCCUGUCAGGGGACCCUGGAUGCAGAAAUGUGUUUUCUGCAUAAAGAGGGUACACAGACCACAAACGAGCUUGGGAACAAGUGCACACGCUCCAUUCCUUCUGUGGCACAGCAACAUGCAGGACAGUAUCGCUGUUACUGUUACAGCUCAGCUGGCUGGUCAGAGCGCAGUGACACCCUGGAACUGGUGGUGACAGGAAUGUACAAUGAUAACCCCUUCCUGACAGCACUGCCCAGCCCUGUGGUGACCUCAGGAGGGAACAUGACUCUGCAGUGCGUCUCACGGUAUGGAUAUGACAAGUUCGUUCUCACCAAGGAAGAUGAGAAAUUCUCCAGCUCCCUGGACUCACAAUACAUAUACAAGAAGGGGCACCACCAAGCCACAUUCUCUGUGGGCUCUGUGACCCCAGUCCACAGCGGGACAUUCCGAUGUUAUGGUUACUUAAAGAACACCCCACAGUUGUGGUCAGUACCCAGUGACGCCCUGAAAAUACACAUCUCAGGCCUGUCCAAGAAGCCCUCCCUGCAGACUCAGCAAGGCCACAUCCUGGACCCUGGAAAGAGCCUCACCCUGCAGUGUUGCUCUGACAUCAACUAUGACAGAUUUGCUCUGUACAAGGUGGGGGGAACAGACUUCACCCAGCAUCAUGGCCAGAGGACCCAGGCUGGCCUCUCAGUGGCAAACUUCACACUGGGCUCUGUGAGCAGAACUACCGGUGGCCAGUACAGAUGCUAUGGUGCACACAACCUCUCCUCUGAGUGGUCAGCCUCCAGUGACCCCCUGGAUAUAUUGAUCUCAGGAGAGAUUCCUGCAACUCCUUCCCUCUCAGUGAGGCCAAACUCCACAGUACAGUCUGGAGACGACGUGACCCUGCUGUGUCAGUCAACAUACACAGUGGACACUUUCAUUCUGUCCAAGGAGGGAGCAGCACACCAACCCCAGCGAAUGAAAUCCAAGUCCCAAGAUUGGGGGUCCCAGGCUGAAUUCUCCAUGAGUGCUGUGACCUCUGCCCUCUCAGGCACCUACAGGUGCUAUGGUUCUCGAGACUCAUCUCCCUACCUGCUGUCACAUGCCAGUGCCCCUGUGGAGCUCUCUGUCUCAGCCACAGCAUCAGAGAACCAGGACCACACAGUGGAGAAUCUCAUCAGGAUGGGGAUUGCUAUCCUGGUCCUCAUAGUCCUUGGGAUUCUGGUCUUAGAGGCUUGGAGCAGCCAGAAACCGAGCCAUCAUGUACCCGAGAUACAGCCUCCAGGAGGAGAUGCCAUGACCUUCACCUUCACAGCCCUGCUCUGUCUGGGACUGGCUCUGGGCCUUGGGACACCAGUGCUGGCAGGGGCCUACAGUAAGCCCACCCUCUCAGCCUUGCCCAGCCCUGUAGUGAUUGAGGGAGGAAAUGUCACCCUCCAGUGUGUCUCAAGUCAACGAUGUUGCAAGUUCAUUCUGACUAAGGAAGGAACACGGGAGCGCUCCUGGACAUGGAACUCACGGUAUAACCACUCUACUCGGCAGUACCAGGCUCGUCUCCCUGUGGGUCCUGUGACCUCCAGCCAAAGGUGGACAUUCAGAUGCUACAGCUUUAAUAACAACAGCCCACUGGUGUGGUCAGAACUUAGUGACCCCCUGGAGCUCCUGUUCUAUGGGACCCAACACAAACCCACCAUCUGGGCUGAGCCAGGCACUGUGGUUGCCAUAGGAAGCCCCAUGAACAUCUCAUGUCGAGGGGCCCUAGAUGUAGAAAUGUAUUUUCUGCAUAAAGAGGGAAGCCAACAAACCUGGGGUACACAGACCCCAAAGAAGCCUGGGGACAAGUCCACAUUCUCCAUUCCUUCUGUGACAGAGGACAGUGGGGGGCAAUAUCGCUGUUACAGUUACAGGUCAUCUGGCUGGUCAGAGCGCAGUGACAGCCUGGAGCUGGUGGUGACAGGAAUCCACGACACUAAACCCCUCCUAACUGCACUGCCCAGCCCUGUGGUGACCUCAGGAAUGAAUGUGACCCUCCUGUGUGUCUCAUGGGUGGGCUAUGACAAGUUCAUUCUCACGAAGGAAGAUCAGAAGUUCUCCAGCUCCCUGAACUCACAGUACAUACACAGUAUUAGGCAGUACCAAGCCUAUUUUUCUAUAGCUCGUAUGACCCCAGAUAAUACAGGGACGUUCCAAUGCUACGGUUGCUACAAGCAAACCCCACAGUUGUGGUCAGGACCCAGUGACCCUCUAGAAAUACACAUCUCAGGCCUGUCCAAGAAGCCCUCCCUGCAGACUCAGCAAGGCCACAUCCUGGACCCUGGAAAGAGCCUCACCCUGCAGUGUUGCUCAGACAUCAACUAUGACAGAUUUGCUCUGUACAAGGUGGGUGGAACAGACUUCACCCAGCAUCAUGGCCAGAGGACCCAGGCUGGCCUCUCAGUGGCAAACUUCACACUGGGCUCUGUGAGCAGAACUACCGGUGGCCAGUACAGAUGCUAUGGUGCACACAACCUCUCCUCUGAGUGGUCAGCCUCCAGUGACCCCCUGGAAAUCAUGAUCACAGGAGAGAUUCCUGCAUCUCCUUCCCUCUCAGUGAAGCCAAACUCCACAGUACAGUCUGGAGACAACGUGACCCUGCUGUGUCAGUCAACAUACACAGUGGACACUUUCAUUCUGUCCAAGGAGGGAGCAGCACACCAACCCCAGCGAAUGAAAUCAAAGUCCCAAGAUCGGGGGUCCCAGGCUGAAUUCUCCAUGAGUGCUGUGACCUCUGCCCUCUCAGGCACCUACAGGUGCUAUGGUUCUCAAGACUCAUCUCCCUACCUGCUGUCACAUGCCAGUGCCCCUGUGGAGCUCUCUGUCUCAGGAGAGGUGACCCUGAACUCUACAGGCCUGGAAAGGUACCUGAAGGCUCUGAUCGGAGUCUCUGUGGCCUUCCUCCUGUUCCUCUUCAUCCUCAUCUUCCUCCUCCUCCGACGAAAGCAUCAGGGAAAGUUCAGGAAGGAUGCCCAGAAAGAGACAGAACUGCAACUUCCUGCAGGAGCUAUAGAGCCAGUAAUCAGACACAGAGGCCGCCAGAAGAGAUCCAACCCAGCUGCUGCCACCCAGGAAGAAAGUCUUUACGCUUCAGUGGUGGACAUGAAACCGCAGGAUGGUGUUGAGGUGCACAGUUCGAGGCCACCUGAGGAAGACACCCAGGGAGAGACAUAUGCCCAGGUGAAAGACCCCAGCCUCAGGAGGGCAGACGCUUCGGCCGUGUCUAGAGAAGACCCAGAAACAAAAGAUGAACAAGCAGAAGAGGACAGAGAGACACACACUCAGGCUGCUGAAUCUGAAGAGCCCCAGGAUGUGGUCUAUGCCCAGCUGUGCAGCAGGUCACUCAGACAGGGAACCCCUGCACCUCCUCCCUCCCAGGCUGGAGAAGCCACAGAGGAGCCCAGUGUGUAUGCUGCUCUGGCCGUGGCUCGACCAGGUCCUGUUCCCAAUAACAAAGAACAAUGACCCUCUGCCAUGAGGCCUACAGAGACCUCCGAAGGAUUCUGUGAACUUUUGGGAACCUGGCUGCAUUUUAACUAACAUCAUAUACUUGGAAAUAAAGCACAUUUCUCAAUAA
This is a messenger RNA of Phodopus roborovskii (desert hamster), 4413 nucleotides long. Its product is annotated as leukocyte immunoglobulin-like receptor subfamily B member 3. NCBI's taxonomy places the organism in Eukaryota, Metazoa, Chordata, Mammalia, Rodentia, Cricetidae. Gene Ontology annotation, molecular function: inhibitory MHC class I receptor activity. The record is from RefSeq and is a predicted model, not a curated record. Bases 108 to 4301 code for a protein of 1397 amino acids. Gene Ontology annotation, biological process: cytokine-mediated signaling pathway. The transcript has 22 exons.